ACUGGACUACGGUGGUGCAACCUCCGGAUGCUGGGAGACGCAGGCGGGCGCGCAGCAGAACCCGGAUCUGGAAUUUCCUGCGUCAGGAGCGGAGGCAGAGCCAGGACGUGGCCCUAAAGCGGGUCUGUGAGGAACUCGUGAACUUGGAUUAAGAAAUCCCGGAACCCGGAUCGGCCAACUCCGGAACCCGGAAUUACGAUCGUAAAGUCCCGGAUCGCGGCGCAGCGCUCGCGGAGCGGACUGGCCCCGGAGCCCGGAGGCCGGAUCGCUGCACCGCGGGACGGGACGGAGCGAUGUCUGGCCGAGGCGCGGGCGGGUUCCCGCUGCCCCCGCUGAGCCCCGGCGGCGGCGCUGUUGCCGCGGUCCUCGGUGCGCCGCCUCCUCCAGCGGGACCCGGAAUGCUGCCCAACCCAUCGCUCAGGGGCCCCGGGCCUUCAGGAGGCUUGGGGGGUCCUGGGGUUGCCGCCUUCCGCCCCAUGGGCCCCGUGGGCCCCGCGGCGCAGUACCAGCGACCUGGCAUGUCCCCAGGGAGCCGGAUGCCCAUGGCCGGCUUGCAGGUGGGCCCUCCGGCUGGCUCCCCAUUUGGCACAGCUACUCCACUUCGACCUGGCAUGCCACCUACCAUGAUGGAUCCAUUCCGAAAACGUUUGCUUGUGCCUCAGGCCCAGCCCCCAAUGCCUGCCCAGCGCCGGGGGUUAAAGAGGAGGAAGAUGGCAGAUAAGGUUCUACCUCAACGAAUUCGGGAGCUCGUCCCAGAGUCUCAGGCAUACAUGGAUCUCUUAGCUUUUGAGAGGAAGCUGGACCAGACCAUCGCUCGCAAGCGGAUGGAGAUCCAAGAGGCCAUCAAAAAGCCUCUGACGCAAAAGCGAAAGCUCCGGAUCUACAUUUCCAAUACAUUCAGUCCCAGCAAGACAGAUGGUGAUAAUGCAGGAACUGCAGGGACCCCAGGGGGAACCCCAGCAGCCGACAAGGUGGCUUCCUGGGAACUCCGAGUAGAGGGAAAACUCCUGGAUGAUCCUAGCAAACAGAAGAGGAAGUUUUCUUCAUUCUUUAAGAGCCUUGUCAUUGAGUUGGACAAGGAACUGUAUGGGCCUGACAACCACUUGGUGGAGUGGCACCGGAUGCCCACCACCCAGGAAACAGAUGGCUUUCAGGUGAAACGGCCAGGAGAUCUCAAUGUCAAGUGUACCCUCCUGCUCAUGCUGGAUCAUCAGCCUCCUCAGUAUAAACUGGACCCCCGACUAGCCAGGUUGCUGGGAGUGCACACACAGACAAGGGCUGCCAUCAUGCAGGCCCUGUGGCUUUACAUCAAACACAACCAGCUGCAGGAUGGGCAUGAGCGCGAGUACAUCAAUUGCAACCGUUACUUCCGUCAGAUCUUCAGCUGUGGCCGACUCCGUUUCUCUGAGAUUCCUAUGAAGCUGGCUGGAUUGCUGCAGCAUCCAGAUCCCAUUGUUAUCAACCAUGUCAUUAGUGUGGAUCCCAAUGACCAGAAGAAGACGGCCUGUUAUGACAUUGAUGUGGAGGUGGAUGACCCACUGAAGGCCCAGAUGAGCAACUUUCUGGCCUCUACCACCAACCAGCAGGAAAUUGCAUCUCUUGAUGUCAAGAUCCAUGAGACUAUUGAGUCCAUCAAUCAGCUGAAGACCCAGAGAGAUUUCAUGCUCAGCUUUAGCACUGACCCCCAGGACUUCAUCCAGGAAUGGCUCCGUUCCCAACGUCGAGACCUCAAGAUCAUCACUGAUGUGAUUGGAAAUCCUGAGGAGGAGAGACGAGCUGCUUUCUACCACCAGCCCUGGGCCCAGGAAGCAGUUGGGCGGCACAUCUUUGCCAAGGUGCAGCAGCGAAGACAGGAACUGGAACAGGUGCUGGGAAUUCGUCUGACCUAACUGCUCAGGGAUCUCUUCCUUCUUUCCCACCCCUGGAACCUGGCGGGAGACGUAGGAUGGGGUGAGGUGUGUCUCCUGUCACCCUCUACUCCCCAGCUUUAGUUUCAUAAAUGUAGUGUUAGGAUUCCUCAUUGCUUGGUCCCCAAAGCCUUAUUACCUACUUUAUUGCAUUGGCUUUAAUUGGGUUCCCAAGAUGCAGUCUCAGCCCCUGCAGGCAGGCCCAAGUAGGACUGCUAGAGGUUGUGUUUUACCGUUGUAACAGACAUUUCUGAACCAAAGGCUGCUGGGUUUGCAUGUUUACAGGCUGUACCCUUAGGCCAGUGUCAGAGCUGGCUCUGGGGAGCUAGGCAAGGAGGAGGCCCAGCCCAGGCUCUUCCUGGCUUUUUUCAACCAAAGUUCUUUGCCAUUCCUACAAGCCCAGCCUUGCUGCUGGUUUUUCCUUUCCUUUGGGUAUUUGCACUAUUUGGGGAGCAGGUUUUCUAUAUGGGAGCCACUUUUUUGUACAGGGGUAAUUAGGGUUUUUCAGGGGGCCCUAUUUGGUACCUCCUUCCUUACUUUUCACAAUCUAUGCAAGCGGCUACAGCCGCCAUCAUCUCCUGGGAUGCAGUGGGGCUGCCCACCUCCAGCUGCUUAAGCAGGGGAAGGUGGCAUCUCCCAGAGGGUGGGGAUGUGCCAGUUCUCUCUAGCCCAGCUAAGGUAGGGGUGCGUGCAUGGUGGAGGGCAGGGUUAGCUUAAGGGGAAAGCUGGGAGGACUGUUGUUACCCUUUGUGGAGUUUGGUAGAGGGUGGGCCUAAGGCUUGGCAAAUGCCACUUCUGGCAUGUUUGGAAAUUUCCAAAUAAAUUCUUUCAUUUAUUGGU
Messenger RNA from Nannospalax galili (Upper Galilee mountains blind mole rat), 2747 nucleotides. RefSeq names its product SWI/SNF related, matrix associated, actin dependent regulator of chromatin, subfamily d, member 2 (gene Smarcd2). Gene Ontology annotation, biological process: regulation of transcription by RNA polymerase II. Gene Ontology annotation, cellular component: SWI/SNF complex; nucleus. Bases 294 to 1889 code for a protein of 531 amino acids. Lineage: Eukaryota; Metazoa; Chordata; Mammalia; Rodentia; Spalacidae. The transcript is spliced from 13 exons. The record is from RefSeq and is a predicted model, not a curated record.